CAAAUUCAAAAGUUUUGUUGGAAACUAAAUUGUUAAAGCAAAAGAAUAUACAGUACACGAGUUCGAGAUUCGUGAGAAAGGUGUCUAGAGUACAUGUCAUAUCAUGUGCUGACCACGAGGCUCGCCAAGUCCCUGCAUGUUAGUCAGCACCCAAUCAACCUUUCAUAGAUCAACAUACCUGCAAGCCUGUCCCCCAUGCUUCUUGUUAAAUGUUUUCCUCAUCGAGUACUUGGGAUCGGGGACGAAAUGUGGGUUGAAUUCUGAGGUCUCCAAGGGAAAGCCGCGGAGGUUUCUUGGCGAGUCGAUACUGAGGGACGAUGGCUCGCAUGGAAGAGAUAUGGCACGAUCCCGCCUGCACAAGAACGAUCGUCAGGCAUGCAGGAGGAGCGGCAGUGAAGGAGGCACCUGGGCGGGGAAUAACCCCUGGAAGAGUCGUCGUCGUGUAUCUUCUUCAAGAUGACAGUAACAUCCUGCAUGCUCAGGUCACACGUUCCGCAAGAAAGAGUGCGAGGAAUUUACCUGAUCAAGUUUAGUCAAAUCCAAGCUCGAAGAGUAGGAGCUCGACUGCUGGCGACGGCUGGGACGAAGCAUAAGCCGGGCGGCGGCAGGACAACACAGUGAAAGGUCCAUACCUCCUACGAGCUGUGUGUGGUCGAGGACGAGGUUCCUCCUUCUUCUUCCUAGCCUUCAUCAUAGACAAGAUUCCAUGAACUGUCUCCUCCUCUUCCUCCACCUUCUCUUCAUGGCCCAGAAGCGCAGCAGGAACGGAUUUUAGAG
This is a messenger RNA of Guillardia theta CCMP2712, 777 nucleotides long. RefSeq lists its product as hypothetical. The record is from RefSeq and is a predicted model, not a curated record. The transcript is spliced from 2 exons. Lineage: Eukaryota; Cryptophyceae; Pyrenomonadales; Geminigeraceae. The coding region runs from base 137 to 460 and encodes 107 amino acids.